AUGUGAGAGUGAGUGAGAAGAGUACUUUUACACACGAGGAAAAGUUUAGAACAAACGAAAACUCUUGUGUUUUCUCAAUGAUGCCUUACUCGAUUCAACGUGCUGAAGAUGACGGGCACGAGCACGACGACCCUGAUGACCUACUUCGCACGACGACACUGAUAGGACGCAGUAGUUUUAUGCAGUUUCGAAAUUUGACGGCGCAAAGGAUAAAAAAGCACGACUUGUUCAAAUAAAGGCCUAUUACAAGAAAGCGAAUAGAGCAUGCCAUCCAGACCGCAAUCCGAAGAAAGCGCAUGCUUUUGUCGAAUUGAAGGCACAGUAUUCAGAAGCAUUAAAGUUUAUUGAUGAAGUCGAGAAAAUGAAAAGAGAAAGGGCGGGGAAGAAAGUAGGAAUGAUUCUGGUAUGGCGAAGGGAGGCGGCUCUGGUUGGAGUGAUCAAGCGGCGAUGGAUAUUGAAGGAGAAGGUACUUACUCCAAUAAGACAGUUUCAGUUAAUCUUAAUUGGCACCACUUGCAGUCUUCAUUACAGGUAAGUAGUAACUCCCAGUACUAGCUGAUUCCACAUAGAGAUGAACAUGAAUGUGAACUACGAGUCCCUUCACCGACAAAAAACCUCCAACAUCACAACAGUCGCCGCUGCCUUACAAGCUGCUUAUCAUGACAAGGAAGCACGAGCUGAGAUGAGAAACACGGUUUUAUCGCUAGGCUGUUGCAUCAGCAUCGCAAUUCUUUGCUAUUUUUGGGCCAGAGUGAGCGACUCGCGAGAAGACCUGAUGAUGGAUAGGCGUAGAUGCAAGAGACACCAAGAAAAGGGAUCCGCGACAAUUUCGCUGAACAACAGCAAGCUGAGGUGCUGUUCAUUAGGCGCGUCUAUAAGGAGUGGCAAAGGGAGCGGAACAAGAUCAAGAGGGGUUUGCAAGGUAGUUCGGAAACGGAUGAAUGAGGAGAAUCCCGUCGACGUCCUUGCAGACGGAAGACCUCGACAUCGCCCAGACGUGUUGACGAGAAUGAGGUUGAAGUAA
Messenger RNA from Amoebophrya sp. A25, 1024 nucleotides. The record is from the annotation of a GenBank genome assembly. NCBI's taxonomy places the organism in Eukaryota, Dinophyceae, Syndiniales, Amoebophryaceae.